Gamsiella multidivaricata is the source of this 1209-nucleotide messenger RNA. RefSeq lists its product as uncharacterized. The coding region runs from base 1 to 1209 and encodes 402 amino acids. The record is from RefSeq and is a predicted model, not a curated record. Gene Ontology annotation, molecular function: protein binding. The transcript has 4 exons. Lineage: Eukaryota; Fungi; Mortierellomycota; Mortierellomycetes; Mortierellales; Mortierellaceae.
AUGACAUCCCAUCAUCGACAGCAGCAGAAUCAUAGUUCUGCUAGUAAUGGCCACAGCCACAGUGGCCAUGGACACCAUCAUUCAUCCAGGAAACACAGGAACAAAGGAGAAUCGGGUAGAGACGCCCCCAGACCCAGUGCAACGGUUCCUCCAGCACCUACUCCUGCCAUGCAUUGGACUCGUGCAAAGGUGCACGGCCAGACACCACCUAAGGACCUUCGUGCGCAAACUGUCAACUUGGUUGGAGAGUCCAUCUAUGUGUUUGGAGGAUGCGAUGCGAAGAGCUGCUUUAACACCCUGUACAUCUUCGAUGCCGACACCAUGCACUGGUCGCAGCCUAAGACGUAUGGAUCGAUUCCUCCGCCUUGUCGUGCACAUUCGUCUACAUUGGUCGAAAACAGGCGGCUCUAUGUUUUUGGAGGCGGUGAUGGACCGCAGUAUUUCAAUGAGCUCUAUAUGCUCGAUACCGGUACGUUUCUCAUCAUGUUCAAGCAUUCAAAGAUGAGGGAAGGGAUUAUCAAUACAUUGACGUGGACGAAUCCGCAAACAACAGGAAAUCGCCCGUGUCGACGUCGCGCUCAUACGACAUGCGUCUACAACAACCAUAUCUAUGUCUUUGGAGGCGGUGAUGGAGUGCAGGCUUUGAAUGAUACCUACCAAUUGGAUCUGAGCGAGAUGCGAUGGAGCGAGGUCAAGACAACGGGUCAGAUUCCCAUCGCUCGUGGAUAUCACACCAGCAAUCUCAUAAAGUCUCAGUUCAUUGUCUAUGGAGGAAGCGAUGGCCACGAGUGUUUCUCGGACGUUCAUGUGCUGGACUUGGACACGAAAGAGUGGACCAAGAUCGACAUCAAGCGGCCACUAUCGAGGCUGUCGCAUACAUCGACACAGGUAGGGUCGUACCUCUUUGUGAUUGGUGGACACGACGGCAAUCGGUACUCGUGCGACGUGGUGAUGCUGAACCUGGUGACAUGGUCGUGGGAACCGCGUAAGGUGUAUGGGGUCCCUCCAGCAGGUCGAGGAUACCAUGCCUCGCUGCUGUAUGACUCUCGGCUGUUCAUGUUUGGAGGAUAUGAUGGACAGACGGUGUUCGAUGACAUCUACAUUCUGGAUCUUAGUGCUUGUGCGUACCUGCCUCAGAUAACAGAUUUCCAGGUACGACCUUAUAGCACUAUAGUACUUGGCCCCUUUUUUUCACUCUUUGGACCCUGA